This is a messenger RNA of Physella acuta, 10898 nucleotides long. RefSeq lists its product as uncharacterized. The record is from RefSeq and is a predicted model, not a curated record. Gene Ontology annotation, biological process: DNA damage checkpoint signaling; DNA repair; regulation of transcription regulatory region DNA binding. Lineage: Eukaryota; Metazoa; Mollusca; Gastropoda; Physidae. Gene Ontology annotation, cellular component: nucleus. Gene Ontology annotation, molecular function: histone H3K79 methyltransferase activity.
UUCCGACGCCAAAUGUGGGUCAAUUGUGAGAGUGGAAAUGGUCAAGUUGUGAAAAUUAUUUUUCAGAAUUUGACCAUUUCAUGGAAGAGUUUGAGUUAAUAGAAAGGUGGAAAUAUGGCGCAAAAGUUGAAGUUGCAUAGUCCAGUUGGAGCAGAGCCCUUAAUAUUAAAAUGGCCCGUUGCAACUUCGGAAGGUAAAGAAGGACCAGAGGAAAUAGUGGACACGAUAAGGUUGGUUUGUGAGGAUUUUCCUGAGCUAAAAAUACCAUUAGACACAAGAAUACUUAAGGAAAAUGACGACAUUGCCAGUUAUGAUUUUGAACAAACAAGAAGUUUGUGUGACCGAUACAACAAAGCUGUUGACGGUAUACGUCAGCUUGUCAAAGGAUCACAAAAACAAAAACAAUUCAAUAAACAGCCAAGCAUGAAACAGUUGAAACAUAUAUUGCAGCAAUGCUACAAUCACUCUGUUACAGAUCCAGAAAAGCUAAAUCAUUAUGAGCCUUUUUCACCAGAGGUAUAUGGUGAAACAAGCUUUGAAUUGGUUGAACAGAUGAUCAAGUCAAUCAAGUUCACAGAAAAUGACUAUUUUAUUGAUCUUGGCAGUGGUGUUGGUCAAGUUGUACUGCAGGUAUCUGCUGCCACUAACUGUAAGUUUUGUUAUGGUGUUGAGAAAGCGGAAUGGCCUGCAGAAUAUGCCAUAGGAAUGGAAAGAGAGUUUCGUAGAUGGAUGAAAUGGUAUGGUAAAGAACAUCAAGAGUUUUUAAUUGAAAAAGGUGAUUUUUUACAAGAUGAUGUAAAGGAGAAGCUAAAUAAAGCCACGGUUGUAUUUGUUAACAACUUUGCAUUUGGACCUGUUGUGGACCAUGAGUUGAAACAAAGAUUUGCCAAUUGCCUAAAGGAAGGAGCAAGAAUUGUUUCAUCUAAAGCUUUUUGUCCAUUAAACUUUAGGAUUACUGAAAGAAAUUUAAGUGAUAUUGGAACUAUAAUGCAAGUUGAAGAAUUAUCACCUCUUUGUGGUGCAGUUUCGUGGACUGGAAAACCCUUUGCUUACUAUGUGCACACCAUAGACAGGACAUUGCUAGAAAAGUACUUCCAAAGGUUGAAAAAUCCUGCUAAAAGAGAUGAAUUAGAACCAAGAAAAGACAGAAAGGGAAGACCAGUUUUAUCAAUUAAAGAUAAAAUCAAUGGAGCACUCUCAGCAGGAUCUGAUUCUAACUCCACUGGCCGUGGUAGGCGUGCACGUGGAAAUCAACGUGAAGUUGACUCUGUGUCUCCACUCUCAGCUGCCAAAAUGUUAGAUUUUGAUAGUGGGUCCAACUCCAGCUUUACCAACUCCAGUUUUAUUCCUUCUAAUGCUGUAACACCAGAGGAUACUGGAGUGGUGUAUGGACCUACAACUCGCAGGCAGUGGAAUGAAUAUGUCAAGAAACCUUUGUCCCAGUCUGGGACAGAGAAUGAUAAUGAUAGCUCCACAGCAGAUGUGGUGCAGGAUGUUAAAUCAAAAGAGAUCUCUAAACAAAUCAAGAAGAAGAAAAUGAAAACUGUUAAGCGGUUAAAUAAUGGAGCCCUAGGCAAGCGUCAAAUGCAAGUUGGUAAAAAAGCUGAAGAGCCAGUUUCCCCUGUUAAAUCAAAGGCAGCAGUAAAACUCCGUCCCAGGCUGAAACAAAAUACAGAACCAAAGAAAGCCAAUGGAAUAUCUUCUUCAGCAACACCCACUGUUACUACCACAACGCACACUGUUUCUGGCAACCCAUUGGGUCAUUCUACCGGAACUUCAUUACCACCUUCUCUUGAUAGUUUAAAUUUACUGCAUGCACAUACAAUCAUGUCCACCUCAGGCAAAGAUAAUGAUGAAAAAAUAAGCUAUAAUGAUCGCAGAAUGACUGAACCAUCUAGUGCUUAUUUCAAACCUACUAUUCAAAAGCAAACAGUUUCAAUGUUAGAAAAACAAGCAGGUUUUUUACAGAUGAUAGAAAAUAUGAAGCAACGUUUCUUGUCAUUCUUGACAUUUAUGCAGACACCACAGUAUAGAUCAAUGUUAAUGCUGCAAAUAGAACAGGAAAAGCUGAAAAAUUCAGAGCUGCUCACAAAGACUGAUGCAUUAGAAAAAGACAUAUCACUUUUGCAAAAAGAUGGUGUUCGGCUUAUAAAAGAUCGCCUGAAAGAGAUGGGUAUUAAAGCGGAGUCUCCGCAAGAACUUAUCAAUCAGGCUAAAGACAUUGUUUUUCGUCAUCGUGAACUUAAAUCAGAGACUGCCUCUUUAGGGGCACAGAUAAAUGCUCUUCAAGCUGAACAAAAUGAAAAGAUUACUGCAUACCGCAAUGUUUAUGACUCAGCAGCUUACACAAAGCAGUCAAAAAAUGGAUUUUCUGGUCAUUCUAUUCUUUCAUCUGAAAAAUACCAAGCUGACCAGCACAAACUUUUGGCUGAUGUUGACCGCUUGCAUUUGGAACUUAAACAUUUACAAGAUGUUAACAAAAUGUAUACAACUAAAUCAGAACUGGGCAACCCACUCAAUGGUUCUGAAUUCGGCAAAAAUAUUGAAGACAAACAAAUGAGCUGCGCACAAAACAAGACAGCUGUUCAGUCAGUAAUAUUAAAAGAAAAACUGGACAUGAAAGAAAAUUAUGAUACAUUUGGUGAAGUUUUGACCACCUUAAAAAAGGAAUUCUCUGAAGCCUUACAGAAUAGUGGUACUAAAGCUCCUUCAUUGGAUGGAUUAAACACUGAUGUCAGCAAGAAAAGUGAAUUGAAUCUAAAAGCUUUAGAAAGCAGCAAUAAAGAAUCACCUGUAUUUGGAAAUGUUGAUUAUAAACAAAUGAAUGGAUUAAGAGAAAAUAAAGAUGUAAAAAUUAAUACUUGUAAUAAUCAGCAAUUCAAGGCACCUGAAAUAACUAUAAAAGAAGCUCUUGAAAGAACGAAGAUGCCAUUGACUUCAUCAUCCUGGACAUCUGAAGUGAAAGAAGAAGGUCUUGUGUCUGUAACCUCUCCUCGUAUACUUCCUCCUGGCACUAAAAUAGAUAUCAAGAAACCUCCCAGAUGCAGCGGAGUAAAAAGUCUACUUAGAGGAAAAAUUAAUCAUUCUAGUUCAUUUACUCUGUUACAAAAUACUGAUCUUCGUAGCAGUUUACCUAGCAAUCUGUCAUCUACCUCUGUUGUAUAUACGGAAAGUGAAAAAUCUGCUGCAGAAGAUUUGAUAUCAUUAAAGGAAGGUAUUGGUAGUCCUGGCAAAGAUAUACAAACAUUUAUAAGGUAUGAUCCCAGUUCUACAGUAAAUAAACUUUAUUCCCAAAGUGACUCUAGGCCAGCUAUAUUAGUCCACCAGAAAGCUCAGAAAGGCAGCAGUAAUCGUGGCAGCAGAAAUACUUUAACUGGUGCAAUAACUCCUUCCACAAGUGAAGGAAUUGCUCAAGCUUCUAUAGCUAAUCCCAGUCACUAUCUUGGCAGCACUAUCUUAUCAUCAGACCCUAAUAGACAGCUCUCAAGUACAGCUGAUAAAACAGUUGGUGUAAAUGUUAUAUGUAGCCUACCAUUAAAUGGACUUUUAAAGCACAAAAGUUCAGAGGUCCCAGCUAAUCCUCCGACCAAGGUUAGAAAUAUAGAAUGUAGGAAUGAUGUAAAAAUUUCAACAUUGGCUUCACUUCAACAGUCCCAUCCAAUUCGUUCACCCCAACCUGGACACAACCCCAACUCAAGUUUGGCACAAAUGUUAACAACCAACUCGGACCGUCUCUCAUCAAACUCAUCCAUUCACCCAUCAACUGUAAAUAUAGGUCACAUUAUCAACAACAAUAACAAUGGGAAGACCACUGCUUCUCUUCCCUUUGUGACCAUCCAGCAUCCUCACACUGUGCCAAUAAGUCCUGCCUGUAAUGGGACCCAACCAUCACUCAUCAAAAUAUUACAGCAACAGCCUUUACUUCUACCAUCCAAACCUGGAACAGUUUUGAAUGGCAAUUGCAGUUCAAAUAGCAAUGGAGUUAUAUCACUUGGCCAAGGUGCACUGGGGCACACAGAAACACUGGGGCAUGCAGUCAAAUUAUUACCUUCUGGAGUUGUGGAUGGAAAAGGUUGUUUGCAAUCACCACAGUGUAGCUCCCUAGUGGUGUCUGAUUUGGAUGGUCUUGUUGAUGUUGUUUUAACAGAGUUCAAGCAUUCACACAAGACUAGUAAAAAACGAAAAAUAUCUAAGACAUCUAUGCAAAAAUAUGCUUUGGACCAUUCUAUUUCUAGCUUUGUGAAUGAUUUGGAAACAAAUGCAGUGACUGAUCGCAGGCAGACUAGACAACUAUCUGCUAAACUUUUGCAUACUUUGUAUAAAGAACCAGCCCUAAAAAGAGCAAAGCAUUUCAGUUUGUGCGAGCAGAGAUCAGAGCUUGCAGCACUUGUUAGUGAUUAUUCUUUUGUAGAUGGUAAUCUUGUAAACAAGGAAGAAUGGGAUAGAUUGGAAGACAAGUGUAAAAAAAGUUUGUCUGUGAUUUUGAAGCGUGAAGCUCUGCUGGAAAAAUGGGCAGGAUCUUGUACAGAUCUUCAGAAAUCUUCACUAACUUAUGAACAUUGUUGUGCUGACAGUGUAGAAAGGAGCAAUCUUCAUCAGACAUUUUCAGCUGUCAAAGAAAUCAAUGACCCUAAAAUAAGUGAUACAUUAGAAAGAAACAGUUUCCUUAAAAAUGUACAGAGUUUGCCUCUGAAGAUAUCUGACUAUAUCCAUGUACCCAGCUCUUCAUUUAGCAGACAUGAAUUUGCAGAAAAGAAAAUUUCUAAUCAGCACAAUUUGAAUGUAAAGGCACAAGAAUAUAAAUAUGCUGAUAAAGUAAAAUGCAAAAGUGAAACUGUUAGGUCAAAUAGCAUGUCAAAAAAUGUGCAUGCUUUUAAAAGCAGUAAAGAUUCACUUAAACACAAACAUAGGAGAGAUAAUAGAAUGUCAACUCAGGAGAAACCAAAAAGACAUCAAAAUCUUGAUAAAAUAGAAAUACUAAAUAAAAAAAUAAAAGUUCAUUCAUCCAGUGCUCGUGACCAUAAAUCUAGAGUGUCUGGUCGACUGUCUUUUUCAUCUUUAAAAGUAGCACCUACUCUUGAUAAUGAAAUUUGUUCAAGAAGUGAAAAACUAAAUUUAUCUGGGGGGAAAAGCAGCCCCAAAAGAAAAUGUAGUGAACAUGAAUCAAUAUUAAAAAGCAGGGAAAGAAAAAAAUCAUCAAAGAAACACUCUGAUAAGAAACAUGAUAGUCAAAGCAAAUCACAUACAUCAAAGGAAGUCUUAGUGUCAUCCUACAGGAAUAGCAGUCAUCAACAUUUACUGAAGGAUGAAAAAUCUGAGGCCAGACACACAUCUAAGGAAAAGAAAUUAAGUUUGUCAAGAGAAUUAUCACCAGGACCGCCUGUACUGGAGAGGGCUAUAUCCCCAAUUUUAAAAUCACACAAAAAGGACAGUUUUGAAAAAACAACCAACUGCUCAAAUAAUAAGACUAAAAAUGCAACAGUUAACUCAUCAACACAAAAGUUAGAUAAAAAGAACUUUGACAAGGGUGACAACUCAAGCAGAACAUGUAGAUCAGAAACCAGAACACAAAAACUAAAUUUGAGAAACACUUCAAAAUCAAGUGUGAAAUUGGAACAUACAGAUUUAUCUAAACUACCUUUACAAACAGCUUCCCAUCAUCUAAGUAGAAAAAGAGUUCAUGAAAUUGAGAAAAAACCCACGCGGCCAUUUACACUGGAUUUAAAAUCAAGCAGAAUGAAUUCUAACAAGAGAGCUCAGGUAGAAAAUAGACUGUCUGAUAAAAAUGGCUUAAAUUUUAACAAUUGUGAUGAUACUAAUUCUAGUUGUAAAAUAGAAAAUAAAAGCCAGACUGCAGAGGCGGUUAAAGUGGACACUGAACAGUUAAAUGAAGCAGAAAAAAAUGAGCUUUUACAACAUUCUCUGUCGAUUGCAUCUAAUUUGGAUAAUCUUGAUAGUCUACUGACUCCCAGAUCAAUGUCACAGAAUGGUCAAAUUGAUGAUGAUACUGAUAAUGCUGAAAUGAUGACAUCUAGUUCUGAGAGUGAAUCAUCACUAAAAAGCAUAGAUUUCAAGUCAGCUCCUGGAACUCUGAUUGCCCUAGACAAUAAAGUAGAAACCCAGUUGCAGAAAGAAAUUGCAUCCUUUCCUUUACCACCCACACCACAACCUACCCCAGUAUUCCAUUCUUUACCAGAUUCUCCACUCUCAGAUCCUGCAUUAACUGAUGAACCAAAAAUAACUGUUGAUGAUAAUUGUCCACCAUCCCUAAUUGAUAUGACUGGAAUAAAGGGACCACAUACACCCCCAGGUUCCCCUUUGUUCACUCAUCAGAGUCGCUCCAGGUCAGCAAGCAAUAGCAGUUCUUCAUCAUCAAGAGGUUCCAGUUGUGAUUCAUGUCACUCUAGCAGUAGUAGCAGUACAUGCUCGGACAGCAGCUCUGAAAAAGAAGAGGAGCAUAGAAAAGAGAAAAAAACACCACCUAGAAAACUAUCUACAUUACAUCCCCCAACAAGCCUGAAUAUUUGUUCUCCUGUUCCAUCCGUGCAGUAUUCUCCUAUGCCUAGUCCAAACCUAAAUGGCUUGAAUUAUGGUCUUAGGAAUACUGGUCCAACUGCAUUUUCAAAUCAUAAACUGGGAGGAUCAACUGCACUUUCACCUUUGUCUAUAUCAACACAAGCUCAUGGUUAUCAAAUGGUCACAAGUGAUCACUCACGUAGUCCAAAUGGAAUAAGAAGUCCUCUUCAAAACCAGCUAACCAUCUUAUCACCAUCUUCCAUGGUUAAGACUACCACUUCAGGACCCGUUAAAAGUUAUAUGUAUUCUAAAAGUUCAGUUGAGUCACCAACUUUUAUAGACUCUGAGAAAAUUGAACUUGCAAGUGCAACUGAGAAAGUAUUUACCAAACAGUUGGAAGAAAGGAACUUAUCAAGAGACUCCAAAGAAAUAAAUAAAAAAAUCCUGCACAAGACAUCUGAUGAAACUGUAGUUAGGAAUACACACCUUAUUGUUAAAUCAGCUAAAAUGGAUGAUUUUAGGGAUACCAUAAAAGACUACAAUGCUAACAACACAUCUUAUAUAUCCCCUGACUCAGAAGAAUAUUCUUCUAUUUCUCAUACACCAACUGUACAAGAGAAUCACAUUUCAAAAAAAAAUAAUUUGAACAUAAUUAGUUCUGACAAUACCUGUUAUGAAGAUUCCAAAAGAUCACUUUAUCCAAAUCAUGAUACUGGUGCAACUAAUCUGGAAAGCCCCUCAAAUAAAGAUUGCUAUUCAAGGACUUUUCAUAAUUCAGCUGUGAUGCCUGAAGUGCCAUCAUUUCCACCUGUUAGUCAUUUUACUUCAGGUAGCAAAGAUAGGUGUCUCCUACCAACAGGACAGAUAGAUGAAAAAAAAGCCAGUAGUUGUAUGGAGCAAGAGCAACUACCUUGUUUAACAUCAUCAGAUGGAUAUAUAUUGGAUUUGCAAGAACCACAAGCUAAAUCUACUAAACCUUUGCAAAACCUAGGCCCUCUGAUGGGACCUAGAUCAUCUGUGCUCUUGACAAAUGAAACCACUCCACCUGCAAAACCAAACCAUCCAUCAACUUUUAGAUCUUAUGGGUUUCGUCUAGGCAGUCCUCACUGGGGUUAUAACUGUCAGCCUCCAAAAGCUCAAAGUGGCCAGUUGCGCUUCAGUAAACCCAAAUAUUCUAUGCACCAGUUCUUUCCUCUACCAGGAUUUAGAGAUAUGGGAGGUCAUAAUUUUCUAGACCAAACACAUUCACCAAAUGGGGCUGUGGACCACUCAUUUGGGGCAGGUCAGUGGGAGCAGCAUCCCCCACCUUUAUUUCGCAUGGGUGUAGGAUCUGCUGGUGGUUCAGGGCGCACUUAUCAGCAACACCGGCAUUAUUAUCGCAACAAAAAUCACCAUCCUCAUCAAUAAAGGACUUGCGAUGGAUUGUUGUUAUGCCCAAACAGACAAGAAAUGGCCAAAUAACUGUGAGCAACACUGUGAAUAAUCCUCAUUAAACUCAUUACUCUCACUAAUCAAUUUAACUGUCCCUGCCAUAAGUUAUUGCAUAAGCUAUAAGAGUAUAUUCUUCUUAUCUAAAAAAUCAUGUAGCAAUAAACAUUAGAUUGUAAAAAAAAUUAUGUGCACAACACAUACCACUAAAACAUUGUAAAUAUAUUUUUUUCUCGUUAAAAUCUUUUGAAAAGUUUGGCUUACAUACUAAUAAUCAAUUUGUUAACAGUUUCUUUAGUAUUUAUGUGAACCAAUGUUUUUUUUCUAACACUUUAACUUAACAAAGAAGAAAUUGGCCAGGUAUUUUUAGUGUGAAUAUCAGAGGUACAUAGACUAGUUUUUCUGUUUCUAAGGACUCCCUGUGAUUGCCUCAGAUGUAGUAAAAAGAACUAAAUGCCCAUGCUAUGUAUUUGUUAAUAAACUCUUUUCAAAACUAUUUUUAAGAAUUUUAAAACAGCCAGUUUAAAAAAUUGUUUCAAACGAAUAGAUUUUGUGUAUAUUAUAUUAUUUUUUAACUGAAAUGUAAAAACAUGUAAAAAAUGCUUUAUUUUAAUUUUCCAGUGACAUGAGCAGCUUAAUGUAACUUUUUCAACUGUUGUAAUUUAAUCACCAAUUACUCACUUAUUGUGUUGCAAGUAUUGAUUAUCUUUGACCUAAAAAUUUUAAGUCUUUGAUAUAUUGUUUUUUGUUUUUUUAUGAGCUAAAAAGUAAAUUUUAAACAAAUACAUUUUUAAUUCAGUUUUUAUAUACCUUCAUUAAAUGUUUUUGAAAAUUCAUAAUUUUUUAAAUUGCAUUAAAAAUCAAAAUUUUGUAUUAAAGGCUUUUUAUCCAUUUCAUUUUAAAUAUAUUUUCACAGUUAGUGUCGUUUUUUAAAGUUCCAUAGAAUUCUAUUAUUACUAGUCUAGUUCAAUAAUACAUUAAAAUGUCUAACCCAGUAAGGUUUUAAAGCCUGACUUUCCAGUGUAAAUAAUACUCUUAUUUAUUUUCCAAUAUUUAAACAUUCUGAACCUUUUUUGUUGCACAAGCUGAUCAUAGUUCAUUUAAUUCUAGAUUUAGUAUGUUUAUAAAUGAAAUGAAUAGGUUUUUAAAAAAAUAAAAAACUUUUGUAUUUUUUUUUACUCAAAAUUAUUUUAAAUCUUCAAUAUAGAAGGUUUCAUGUAAAUAUGGUCAUUAAAACAUGUGUGGACUCUAUUAGAAUACCACCAUGUUAUUGCACUUGCUUAUCCAUCCCAUUUGCUGUUACAGUACAGUACCUAUUGAUAGUUCACUUUGGAGUUUUACUUUGUAGGUUUGUAAAUAUUUUUAUUAAUCUAUGUAUAUACAACUGGAUUUGUUUUAAUACAGUACUGAUUUUACUGUCCCACUGGCACUUUAAAAUUUUUAAGUGAUUGGUAUUGCUGGACCUUAAAAGAAAUUUAACAAAUGUUUUGGCUUUUAAGAAAGGACUGGGACAAUUGGUUGUAUAAAGGUGUUAUCUCCCUACUUCUGUGGUGUAAGACAGCAUUAUUCUGGUGUUGAGAAAGAAAGCUGUAGGUAUAGCUUGGUUGUUGGAAUGGCAAGAUUUUAAUAAUAGCCUGUGAUAAACAAAACACCAUUGUAAUGUGGUAUUGUGUAUAGAAAUAGAGAUAUUGGACUUGUCCCAUGUGAACGCAGACAAAAAGCUUAAUUGUUAAUAUUUAAUUAGAAAAAUAUAAAGAAAAAUCUAUAUAUGAAAAGUUUUGUAAAUAUUUUCAGAUCAAAUUUAUACUGAUCUUAAUUCAUUUUAGUUACAAUUAACUGGCCCAAAAUGCCCUUUUGUCUUUUUCUGUUCAAGAGCUAUGUGUUGUGUUAAUAUCGACAGUUGCUUGCAGAUUUCUACUGUGCUUAACCUUUGUUGCUUUAGUUUGCUUCUGUUGUAAUUAUGUAUUUUAUACAUUAGAUUAUCAGGGAUGUGUUGUAAGAAUAUUUAUAGUUUUGAAAGGCUUUUUUAAAUGAUCAAGUCAUUAACACAAGUUGUGGUUGUUAUGGUUUUGCUUUCCCUAGAAUCAUUAUAAGAACAUGAAUACAACAACUAAUAAUGGCAUCAUAUUGUUUGCCAAUUUUAAUAGAAAAAGGUUUUUACUACCUUAUGGUGUGUAGAGCAGGAGAGGACAAGAAUGAUAUCUUGUUUUAAAGAGAAGAGGGUUAGACUAUAUAACUAGCCUAAUCAUGUCCUCCGAUUACAGCAUACUAUAUUGCCUUAAGUAUCUGAGAAAACCAGCAUUGAUAUUUUUUUAUCACAAUCAUAAGGACAUCAUCAUUCAACUUCACGCAAUGCAAUUAGAAUAAAAAAUUAAUGCACAGCUCAUUUUCAAGAGCGAAUGCAUAUGUCGAUUCUUUGCUGAAGAAUCUAUAGAUGACAGUGUCGAGUGUGUACAGAAAACCAUACAGAGUGAAUUGCUGAUCUACCUCAACAUUUUGAUUCAGUCAGAUCAUGCACAUUGAACCAUUGUGUCAGAGCAUUGUAAAAAUACAAUCUAUGGCAUCUACACUGUACCUGGCAUAGAUGAUUUGGUUUUAGGCAACAUUACACAAGUAUAUAUGAGUCAUAACUUUCUGUGAGUUUAACAUGCACAAAGCCACCAAGUAUUCUUGAUGGAACUGGGAAAAGGAAUCCCAUUACUUUAGUUUCUAAGCUUUUAAAAUCAAUAAGUUUUUUAAACAUUUUAUUGCAGUUUAGCAAAAUGGUUUCUAAAGAUUUUGUAGCUGGUACAGAAUAACUAAAACUGAAAUUCCAAGCACUUGAAUUUUCAAUGUAAUUAUUUUUCUGUACUAUUAAUGUUGACAAAAAUGUAAUAAAUGGGAUUUUCUUAUUUUUUUUUGUGGUGGCUAGCUGUAUGUUUUAAUGUUAAAAAUAAUAAACUUUUCAUUAUACA